AUGUCUCAUGCGAAUCCAUUAGCAGUGGCACUCCCACACACAUUCAAUUCUCCAAGUGAAUAUCCCACAGAAAUCUUGGCCAAUAGGUUUCAAGCAUGGCGUUCCAUCAUCAAGGACCUUGUGAGCUAUCUCAAAGAGUUUGCAAGUGUAGAAGAGGAGAUUGUACGUCAACAAAUGAGACUUCAACAAGCAGUUGGGAUUUCGACUGGUAGUUCUGCUACUGCCAAUGUUUCAUCAUCAUCUACAUCAAAUCACAAGAAUGAAGAUAUAGUUGCCAUUAACAAAUUCUUUUUACCGAUUGGGAAUGGGUCUGUGCAAGAUUUACCAACCAUUUUGACCAAGUUCCAUCAACAAAAUGUCACCAAUGGUUCGAAAACCCUUAAAGAUAUCAACAAUAUAAUUGUACCGAGACUUGAAGAAUUGAGAAAAGAUCUUCUUGUAAAAAUUAAAGAGAUUAAGAAUUUACAAAAUGAUUUUAAAACUAAUUUAGGGAAAGAACUUGGCGAGACUAAAGUAUUACUUCAACAAUAUCAACAAGCGAUCGAUUUAUCUGGGAAGUUAGAGGCUGGCACUAAUGCCACCAUCAAUGGGUUACCACAUCUUCAUGAAGAUCAUGCGAAACAUGACCCUUACUUGGUUAAACUCAGACUUGAUCGUCAAUUGAAAAAGCAACUUUCAGAGGAAAGCUAUUUGUAUGAUGCUUAUGCAAAUUUACAAAAUUCUGGAGGUAAGCUUGAAUCGAUUAUUGUAUUGGAGGUUCAAAAUUAUUUAUCCAUGUUUUUGAAUCUUGUAGAAACCGAGAAUCUGACCAUUCCUAAUUAUUUAGUUCCUAACAUAAAGAAUGGGUUUUUGAACAAGGACCCUGGAUUUGAAUGGGAAGGAUUCAUUGCUAGAAAUAGCGCAGUGGGUAAUGGGAAUGGUAGUUCUGGGACUGAACGGUCAUUCAUUGAUCUUUCAUUUCCUUCAAGAAAGAUUUCCGAUUUGAGUAUCCCUAGAUAUGAAACUCCAUUAAAUAUUCCAAUCCGUGAAGGAUUUUUAGAAAGAAGGUCCAAAUUUCUCAAGUCAUACAGUAGUGGAUGGUAUGUAUUGACUUGUAAUUAUAUUCAUGAAUUCAAGAGCCCAGACCGGAAACGUGACCCACAACCGGUGAUGUCGCUUCUGUUAGACACAUGCCUGGUUAGUGAACAUUCUAAGGAUGAUGGGAAAAACGGUGGUGUUUACAAGUUUGUGUUGUAUCUGAAGGGUCUGAAUAUAAGACAUCGGUCACAUAAUUGGGUUUUCCGUACUGAUACGUUCAAGAAUAUGAUUGAUUGGUACAAUGAUAUCAAAAGCUUGACGAGUUUGGCUACCCCAGAGUCAAGAGCACGUUGGGUUUCCAAAACUAAAGGCUUAGGAGGAUCCAAGAAGGUUUCAAGACCAGCCAGCAUACUUCUGAAUGGAACGAAUGGGAGAACAAUUCGAUCAGGUGAAAGUGUUGAGACCCGAGGCAUUGGAGCUGGGUCUGUCAAAUCAAAGUCAAAAGUUGGACAAAGAUUAUCAACACAUGGGAGGAUCGACUCUCCACGCUUAAUUAAUAGCGAUGGCACCGCAGUAGCACAAUCACUGCCUACUGUUGGUGCCAAUUCUGGAAGAAACGAUGCAAUGGGAGCACAUCUGAUAAACUCUGGUGCACCAGGUGUCACUGGAACUGGACCAGUUCCUCAUACUAUGGUUUCCACUCCGGUUGCACAAAAAGGAGCACCACCAAAUAUACCGAUGAAUGCCACCCCAGUACCACCUGCUGGUAAUCCUGGUGCACCAGGAGGAGUGCCUCCAACGACAGCAACAGGAGCCCCUGUAUAUUAUAUUACACCAGGUCAACAACAAUAUUAUGACCCAGUUCAACAACAAUAUUACACCAUUAGCCCUUCAAUUCAACCACAAUAUUUCCCUGUGUCACCUCAGAACCAAACACAAUAUUUCAUUCCACAGAAUGGUGCCCAGCCUGGUCAACCUGGUCAACCUGGUCAACAUAGUCAACCUGGCCAACCUGGUCAACCUGGUCAACAUAGUCAACCUGGCCAACCUGGUCAACCCGGACAGGGAACUGCAGCACCAUCUGGUCCAAUUUAUCCACAGCAUUUCUACCCACAAUCUCCGCUGUUGCAACCACAAUAUGCGGAUGUUACUUCACUUGGAAGUUAUCUUCCAUAUCCGCCACCAGGAGUUCCUGGUCCCACACCGGUGAAACAUGAAGAUUAUACUUCUCUACCAGCUGACGGUGCUCCAAUGGGCCACGAAAUACAUCCAACUAUAUCUCGUAAUGGAGAGAUAAUCAUUAGUCGUGAAAACCUUAAUGACGAAGUUGAUACUUUGCCUAGUGUAGUGACUGACAAUGAGGAAGAUGAAAGACAUUAA
This is a messenger RNA of [Candida] anglica, 2397 nucleotides long. The record is from the annotation of a GenBank genome assembly. Lineage: Eukaryota; Fungi; Ascomycota; Pichiomycetes; Serinales; Debaryomycetaceae.